GUACUGGGGUCAAACCCAGCCUUUACCCCACGCGGUGCACCUGGCCCUGGCACCUGGCACCGUGCAAGACUCCUUCCCUGUGAGUAUUCGCCACCCAGAGAACUCUGCUGCACCCCCAAGGAGACUUUAGGACCACCUCCUGUCUCAGCCAGCCAUUCUGUCCUCAACAAAGGUCACACUUUGAACCAUAGGCUUCAAACGUGGACCACUCGAACUACACAGGUCUCCUAGAUGAGCCUUCAUUGACAGGACUGCAGGUGACCAAGAGCAUCGAGCCGGGCUCCUACUCCAGCGGAGCCAGGUCCCCUAGCCAUCUUGGCCCCGGUGUGACCAGGUGGUCAGCGGUGCACCCCUCAGGGCUCUUGAGGUUCGGGAGGGGCUAAUGCCCUGUGCUCUGCUCACAGAAAGUGCAGAUGAAAUUAACGUGAUAACCACUCCGGAAAAUCUGAAAAUGCCUUGACUUUAAGGAUUGAGAAGAGGGGACAGGAGAAAACCACUGAGUCAGCCUCAUUUCCAAACUCUCAACAAGGACUUGGGAAGCAGAGUGUGUGAAGUUCAGAGUCUCCACUGCCUGGGGAGCCAUGGAUGCUGUGGAACUUGCCAGAAGGUUGCAAGAGGAGGCCACAUGUUCCAUCUGCCUGGACUAUUUUACUGACCCUGUGAUGACGGCCUGUGGCCACAACUUCUGCAGAGAAUGCAUCCAGAUGAGCUGGGAGAAGGGGAAGAGCAAGAAAGGGAAGAAGAAGCAGAAGGGCUCCUUCCCCUGCCCCGAGUGCAGGGAGAUGUCCCCUCAGAGGAACCUGAGGCCCAACCGCCUGCUGACAAAGGUGGCCGAGAUGGCCCGCCAGCACCCAGGGCUGCAGAAGCGAGACCUGUGCCAGGCACACCAAGAGCCCCUUAAGCUGUUCUGCCAGGAUGACCAGAGCCCAAUUUGUGUGGUCUGCAGGGAGGCUCAGGAGCACCGGAUGCACAGGGUGUUGCCUGUGGAUGAGGCUGCCAGGGAUUAUAAGAUGAAGUUGGAGGAAGACAUAAAGUAUCUUCGGGAGGAGUUGAUAAAGACAGAAACGCUGCAAGCCAAGGAGGAACAGACCUUAACUGUGUGGCAGGAGAGAGUGAAGGAGCGGAGAGAGCGAAUCUUGGAGGAGUUCCAGAAGGUGGUCCUGUUUCUGGUGGAAGAAGAACGCAGGCUUCUCCAGGUCCUGAAGAAGGAGGAAGAGGAUACCUUGGGGAGGCUGCAGGACAGCAAGGCCUGCCUGGAUCACCAAGGCCGCUCCCUGGACCUGCUCUUGCUGCAGCUGGAGGAGCGGAGCCAGCAGGAGCCGCUCCAGAUGCUGCAGGAUAUGAAGGACACCUUGGCCAGGAAGGAGAGCCUCAGCACGCAGUACCCAGAAGUGGCCCUCCCCGUGGCCAUCAAGACCGUGUGCAGAGUCCCAGGGCAGAUCGAGGUGCUCAAAAGUUUCCAAGAGGCUGUGGUGCCGGACCCCAGCUCAGCGUACCCCUAUCUCCUCCUGUACGAGAGCCGCCAGAGGCGAUACCUGAGCCCACCGCCAGAGGGCAGCGCCCCCUACAGCAAGGACCGGUUCGUAGCCUACCCCUGCGCUGUGGGACAGAAGAGCUUUUCCUCUGGAAGGCACUACUGGGAAGUGGGCAUGAAUCUCACCGGGGAUGCACUCUGGGCCUUAGGCGUGUGCAGGGACAACGUGAGCCGGAAGGACAGAGUGCCCAAGUCCCCGGAGAACGGGUUCUGGGUAGUGCAGCUGUCCAAGGGGAAGAAACACUUGUCCCUGAUAACCGACUCCACUCCGGUCACACUCACGGAGCCUCCCAGCCACAUGGGCAUCUUCCUGGACUUCCAGGCCGGGGAGGUGUCCUUCUACAGUGUGAACGAUGGGUCCCACUUGCACAGCUUCUCCCAGGCUACCUUCCCUGGGCCGCUGCUGCCGUUUUUCUGCUUGGGUGCUCCAAAGUCGGGCCAGAUGGUCAUCUCCACAGUGACCAUGUGGGUGAAGGGAUGAGGCCUGGGACCAGGCACAGUCGCUGGGCCGUGCCCUGGUUCCCUGGAAGGCAGGACGCUUCACCACCGUGGCCACCUACCCAGGCUUUCGCUGGGGCGCUAAGAGGCAAUACCUAUGCUGCAGGGCAAUUAACCGAAAAAAAAUCACGAUUAAAAUGCUCAAAUAUGAA
Messenger RNA from Mesocricetus auratus (golden hamster), 2184 nucleotides. It is a transcript of the gene Trim17, whose product is annotated as tripartite motif containing 17. The record is from RefSeq and is a predicted model, not a curated record. NCBI's taxonomy places the organism in Eukaryota, Metazoa, Chordata, Mammalia, Rodentia, Cricetidae. Gene Ontology annotation, molecular function: zinc ion binding; protein binding.